Didymella exigua CBS 183.55 is the source of this 1395-nucleotide messenger RNA. RefSeq lists its product as uncharacterized. The transcript has 4 exons. NCBI's taxonomy places the organism in Eukaryota, Fungi, Ascomycota, Dothideomycetes, Pleosporales, Didymellaceae. The record is from RefSeq and is a predicted model, not a curated record. Bases 1 to 1395 code for a protein of 464 amino acids.
AUGGUUUUUCGGCCGCACAGGACCGUCGAGUUCGAAAAUGAUCAAGAUGAUCAUAGCAGCGUAUCAUUGGCCGGCAUCAUCAAGUUACAGCCGAGUCGCACGAAGACGAGCAAGAGCUGGCGAUCAAUGCAGGCGACUGAUCUGGGAGAGGCCUGCACAACACGCGGGCGAAUUUUCAGCAACUUACCUGACCCUAUUCGACUCAGUGAGCAGAUGGGCAAAUUCGAUGGAGAAGUCGUGUUCAUAGGCCAUCCCAACCGGGACAUUUCAGCACAUCAGUGGUCAUCGUCUUCUUUCCAGUGGGUGAACAUUGGUCGGUACUCUCACUCACGGGGCAAAGUGGAAGGCUCACUUGCGUCGGACCGUCUUCGAGGUAUUGACGAGCCUCACGAUACCGUCGAGUAUUUCAAGCUGGCUGCCGAGAAUCGCCAAGCUCUUAUACUCGAGAGUAGCUGCCCGAAGAACCAAAACGCAACGACAGAACCGACUUUGCAUGCAGGUGUAGACUUAGUCGAGCGGCCUCAAGUCCCAAAAGACCCUUCGAUUAGGACCCUCCGCCUCAUCGACCAGACACAAAGCGAGGCAGGUUCAACCACCCACGCUCUACUUACGAAAGACGUAUUGGAAGACCCGUUCAUUGCAGCAGCUGACCAGCUUCCUUCGACCGCGUCUUACCAACCUUACCUUGAUCGCUCACAUACUCCCGCUAAAGUCGAGGAGUCCCGGCUGACCACACCAUGCCUCAGUGCUACUGCUGUGCCUUACUCGCAGGCUCCUUCGGGGCACGGCAUGUUAGGGACGUCCAAGUCCAGCGCUAGUACCGUCAAUGCUGGCGGCGUCGCCCUACAUUACAGCGAUCCAGAUGGCCUGCGGAAGACUCAACAGUACGAGGUUGCAAAUGGCUUGACGCAGCAAGUCCCGACUACACAGAGCUUCAAGGGUCCCUUUUUCACAGACUCUAAGCCGACCACGCACGACCCUACAGUGUCACUCUCUGUCCACGUCAGCGAAGAGGAGAAGCUGAUGAACUGGUAUCGCGAUGGCCAUCGUCCUGCACGCCAGAAAGAGUACACCAAAACGCUCAUCGCUGCGGCGGCAGCCAGCGACAAGAGCCGGCAGGUUGGAGCGAUGGGUGGAGUGUCUACCAAGUUGGAGGAUGGAGCCUACGCGAACACGGGGCCUUUUGUACGUCUGUACGAGAACCUCUCGGAGUAUGUGGAGGAGCAUCGCAAUGGUGGCGGUCAGUCAUACUUCACGCGACGAUGGAAGGCCGUAGAUGCGCAGCUUCGUGAGGCAGGACCUGAGCACAGCAGGAGCUACUUCGGCAAGGGCAUUGCUCGACCUCUGUGGCCAAGAGCCGCGCUUCUGAGGCCUUCAGAUGGUAUGUGGGGAUAA